Molecule: messenger RNA, 786 nt
Organism: Cajanus cajan (pigeon pea)
Lineage: Eukaryota; Viridiplantae; Streptophyta; Magnoliopsida; Fabales; Fabaceae
Source: RefSeq, a predicted model, not a curated record
CUCUCUCUCUCUAUGGAUGCUAAUGAUUCCGCUUCCAAGAAGCGACUCAGGGAUGACUCGGACGAGUCAGUUCUGGAAUCGUCCGAGGCGAAGCGACUCAGAGACGAUUUACUCGAGUUCCUGGACGACGCCGAUGACACACCUUCCACUCAGGACCUGGACUCCGUCAUGAAGAGCUUGCAGGAGGAGAUCUCCGCCGUGGCGUCAGAUUCCGGCGAGUCUCAGGCGCAGAUCGGGUACCUCUUGGAGGCCUCGGACGACGAGCUAGGGCUUCCUCCCGCCGGAAAGUCGUCGGCUGCGGAGGAGAAGAAGGAGGAAAGCGAGUUGGUCCGAGUGGCAUCUGACUCGUCUGGAAUCGGUGAAUUGUGGGAGUUUGAGGAUCAGAUUUCGAGAUACGAGUCGUUUGAUUUGGGAAGCGGGUUUGGGUAUGAGUGUGAUGAGUACGUUGCAUUCGAUGGACUUUUCGAUCAUUCGGAUGUGUACGGUUUUUCUGAUUCGUGGCGGCACGGAACCUUGCCCACACAAUAGAAAUAAAAAACUAAAAAAGAGGGGAAAAGAUUGUUAGAGAUGUAAAUAUUUUAUUUUCCCUAUUUGUUAUUUUUGUUCCCUUUUCUGGAUGAAGGGAAUUACAGAAGAUUAAAUGCAGGACUUAGGGUAAAAACAUGCAAAGGAAAUUGCUUCCUUAUAGUGUAUUUCAUUCUGCCUCUAAAACAUUUUCUUCCGGAGUCUGGGCAUAAUUUUUGUGCUACUCAACUCUAAUCUAACUGCAAAUGGGAUUUUUUUAAA